GCACAGAAUGGACCAGACGUACAACCCCACGCCUUCGGCACCCGUUAUCCGCCUCAUGGUCCUCGAGACCGACAAGCCUCAUCCAGACACACACUCCGAGCGCGGCACCUUCGGCAAGAUCGUUCACGAGCAUUUUGCUACCGCCGGGCGCGCCCACAAGCCACCGGUAGGAGUCGAGACAGAUCAGGUCUUCGUUGUAUCUGAGCAAGGCGGCCGGAUUCCAAGUCUGGAAGAGUUUGACAGCUUCGACGGGCUGCUCAUCACUGGAAGCCUGUACGACGCUCACGGUGAUGACGAGUGGAUCCUGCAGCUGCUGGAACUUCUCAAAACCCUCUGGAUCAAACGAGCAGAUUUUCGCUUUCUGGGCGUCUGCUUUGGUCACCAGCUCCUUGCCCGUUUGUUGGGAGGUUCGAUUGGGCCGGCGCCGUCUCAGGACUGGGAGCUCGGGCACUGUCGCAUCGCGCUCACGCCUGUUGGGCAGCGUCUCUUCCGCACGCGUGGGGACGAUAACCAUGUCUACUUGCACCAGAUGCACCAGGAUCAAGUAAAGAUUGCGCCAACCGCGGCGUCCGCAGGACCAGACAUGUUGCCGCAGGAUACAGAGAUUGCAGUCUGGGGCCACACUGACCAUACGCCUGUUCAGGGGCUCUAUAUCCCAAACCGCCUAUUCACCACACAGGCGCAUCUCGCAUUUGACGAGGAUAUGGUCAAGCGGCAGAUCCAGAUUCGGGUGGAGAAGGGCGCAAUCUCUGAUCUCGAACACGCGGAUCGGGCUGCUGAGACGGCUGAUCUGGAGCAUGAUGGGGUUGAGGUUGCAAAGGCUAUACUCAGGUUAUUCAUGGAUGAUGAGGAGGGACAGUGAAGGGAUGUGUAUGUGAAAGUGCUAGAGAAAGGGCAGGCAAAAUUUUUGAUACUCUUUUACAACAAUAUAUCAAAUCAUAUCACAAUAAUA
Aspergillus nidulans FGSC A4 is the source of this 952-nucleotide messenger RNA. RefSeq names its product type 1 glutamine amidotransferase. The record is from RefSeq and is a predicted model, not a curated record. The transcript has a single exon. NCBI's taxonomy places the organism in Eukaryota, Fungi, Ascomycota, Eurotiomycetes, Eurotiales, Aspergillaceae. The coding region runs from base 8 to 862 and encodes 284 amino acids.